Molecule: messenger RNA, 450 nt
Organism: Cucumis melo (muskmelon)
Lineage: Eukaryota; Viridiplantae; Streptophyta; Magnoliopsida; Cucurbitales; Cucurbitaceae
Product: secreted RxLR effector protein 161-like
Exons: 1
Coding region: 1-450 (149 amino acids)
Source: RefSeq, a predicted model, not a curated record
AUGACCCACCUAGAUACUGCGUAUGCAAUUCACAUUGUUAGUCAAUUCAUAGCUGCUCCUCGUACUAUUCACUUUACUACUGUCCUUUGUAUUAUUCGUUAUAUUAAAGGUACUUUGGGUCAUAGUCUACAGUUCUCCUCACAUUCCUCUUUGGUUCUCUCUGGAUUCUUUGAUGCUGAUUGGACAGGUCAUCCUACUGAUAGAAGAUCCAGCACUAGUUAUUGCAUCUAUUUAGGUGAUGCUCUUAUCUCUUGGCGCAGCAAGAAACAAUAUGUUGUUUCUCGUUCCAGCACAGAGUCUGAAUAUCGUGCUCUGGCUGAUGCCACUUUAGAAUUAAUAUGGCUUCAUUGGCUUCUUACUGUUAUGAGGGCUCCACAAAGAUCACCCAUUAUUCUUCAUUGUGAUAACUGUAGUGCUAUUCAGAUUGCACACGAUGUAUUCCAUGAAUGA